Messenger RNA from Paramecium tetraurelia, 1635 nucleotides. RefSeq lists its product as uncharacterized. Gene Ontology annotation, cellular component: cytosolic [4Fe-4S] assembly targeting complex. Gene Ontology annotation, biological process: iron-sulfur cluster assembly. Gene Ontology annotation, molecular function: protein binding. The record is from RefSeq and is a predicted model, not a curated record. Lineage: Eukaryota; Ciliophora; Oligohymenophorea; Peniculida; Parameciidae. The transcript has a single exon.
AUGUUUAAACCAGAAAUGAUAGAAAAUGAAAAAGAUUUUUCAUGUUCUUAAGGACAUAAUCUACCUGUCGUUACUAUUGCACUUGAUCCAAAUAUAUCAAUGAAUUAAAGACUCUUAUGUACAGAAUGUUUAGAGAAUACAGACUUAGGUGCUAAAGUAGUUGGAUUAAAGAAAAUUAUUUCACUAAUUGAGGAAGGCUAGAUAAAAAAGAUGGAAAAAGUAUAAUAUUUAGUAACCAGCUAAAUAUAAUUAAUUGAGUAAUUGCAUUGCCUAGUAGAUCAAAUGAAAUCACUUGCUAUCUAAUAAUUUGACUAAUCGAUUAGUAUUUUGAAGGAAUGGAUUUAAAGCCUACAAUAAAAAGGAUAAUAAUAUCGUUAUAGUUUUUAAGAGGAAUUAUAAAUUAUGUUAUAAAAAUAAAAUAAAGCUGAUGAUUAAUUGUAAUUUUUAACCUAUGAAAUUUAAUAAAUAAAUCACUGUUUGACUUCCAAACUACACCCUAAAUUAGAAUAAUUUAAUACAUUUAAAGGCUAUACAAAAUGUAAAGAACUAUUAUCAAAUUUAGAAUUAUCUUCUUAGAAAUUUAAUAAAAGUUAAUUAUAGGAAUAAGGUUUUUAAUAAUAACCUAAUGAUGAAAAAUAAGUAAUAAUAAAAAAACACGAGAUCAGAUUAAAAUUAAUUGAUUAAUCUGUCAAAUAAUUGGAAUUAUGUAAAGUAAUAGUUUUUGAUUCUUCUGGAUCAAUUAUGAUAUCAACCCAAAUGUAUGAUAUUAAAGUGUGGAGUUUUCUAAAUGGAACAAUCAAAUUAGUAAAAACAUUGUAAGGACAUACUAGUUGGAUCUAAUGUUUAGUUUAUAGUAAAAAAUAGAAUUCGUUUAUUUCAUGUUCUUCAGACGAAACAAUAAGAUGCUGGUAAUAAAUGAACUAAACUGAAUGGAUUAGUUCAUAACCUUAUUAAGAACAUACAAAUUUUGUAAGAUGUAUCAUAUUAAAUUAAAAUGAGGAUUUACUAUUUUCUGGAAGUGGUGACAAAUCAAUCAAAGUUUGGAGGGUUGACUUUAAUCAAAAUUAAUUAACAUUUCUGUAUUCAUUAGAUAAACAUAAUGAUUUUGUUACAUCGUUAAGUUUAAACUAAUCAGAAAAUUAAUUAGUAUCUUGUGCAUGUGGUUAGAAUGAAAUUAUUAUUUGGGAAAGGACAGAAAAUGAUCAGUUUAAAUUCAAAUAUUUUGUUAAAUAAUCAAUUUAAGAAUAUGGGCUUAAGGUUAAGUUUAUUAAAGACAAUUAAUUUAUUUGGAUAACUGGUGGUAAACAAAUAGAUAAGAUUUAUGUAUUUGAAUUAGAAUAAGGAGUCUUUUAAGAAAACUAAGACAAGACAAUUCAAUUAACUAAAAAUGAGCAAAUUUUUGAUGAAUAUUGUUUUCCAAUUAUUUAUAACAAAGAGAGGAAUUUGAUAAUAGUAAGGCAUAAGACAUAUAUUUAUAUCAUCAGAGAAAUUAAUGAUGGUAACUACAAAAUUUAGGAUUAAUUGAAUUGUAACACAUACGAUAUUUAUGGAGCUAUCACAAAUAAUGGGUAAUAUUUGGUAUAUUGGGAUGACAAAGAGUAAGGAUAUUCAAUAUAUGAAUUAUUAAAUUAAUGA